Molecule: messenger RNA, 1023 nt
Organism: Odobenus rosmarus divergens (Pacific walrus)
Lineage: Eukaryota; Metazoa; Chordata; Mammalia; Carnivora; Odobenidae
Gene: GDPD3
Product: glycerophosphodiester phosphodiesterase domain containing 3
Exons: 10
Coding region: 1-957 (318 amino acids)
Biological process (GO): glycerophospholipid catabolic process
Cellular component (GO): endoplasmic reticulum membrane
Molecular function (GO): phosphoric diester hydrolase activity; phosphatidylcholine lysophospholipase A1 activity
Source: RefSeq, a predicted model, not a curated record
AUGAGCCCGGUGUUGUACUAUGCCCUGCCCGCCCUGGGCAGCUAUGUCAUGCUCUCCGUCUUCUUCCUGCGCCGGCCUCGCCUGCUGCACACGCCCUGGGCACCAGCCUUCCUGCCGCGCCUGGGAGCCCACCGGGCAGGAUCCGGGGAGCGGCUGGAGCACACCAUGGAGGCCAUGGAGAACUCCGUGGCCCAGCGAUCCGACUUUCUGGAGCUCGACUGCUGGCUGACCCGGGAUGGUGUGGUGGUGGUGUCACACGACGAGAACCUGUUUCGCCUGUCAGGCGUGAACAGGGACGUGAGCAGCCUGGACUUUGAGGAGCUGCCCCUUUGCAAAGAGGAGCUGGAGGUUUACUUCUCACCAGGCCACUUUGCACACGGGACAGACCGGCGCAUGGUGAGCCUGGAGGACGUGUUCCGGAGGUUCCCUCGGAUGCCCGUGAGUGUGGAGGUCAAAUCAGUAAAUGAAGAGCUCAUUAACAAGGUAGCAGGCCUGGUGAGGCACUUUGACCGCAAUGAAAUCACCAUCUGGGCCUCAGAAAAGAGCUCAAUCAUGAAGAAGUGCAGGGCUGCCAACCCCGAGAUGCCGUUCGCCUUCACGAUAAGCCGAGGAUUGUGGUUGGUGCUGCUCUUUUACCUGGGGUUGCUGCCCUUCGUCCACAUCCCCGAGAGGUUUUUCAUCUGCUUCCUGCCCACCACCAUCAAUAGGACCUACUUCCCAUUUUCCUACUCUGGGCUGAACAAGCUGGCAGCUGUGGUUUCCAAAUGGUUAAUCAUGAGGAAGAGUCUGAUCCGACACCUGGAACAGCGAGGAGUGCAGGUGAUCUUUUGGUGCCUCAACGAAGAGUCGGAUUUUGAAGCCGCCUACGGCCUGGGGGCCACCGGCGUCAUAACUGAUUACCCUACAGCACUGAGGCGCUACCUGGACACCCGCGGAGGAGCUGCCCAGGUCUCCUAAAAGCCCGGAGGCCCUCACCCUCUCCUCUAUGUCUCUUCCCCAAUAAAUACCUUCUUUUGAGUCACA